AUGAGGACAAUGCUGAAUGCCUGCAUAAUAUGCCACAAGAAAAAGAUCAAAUGCGACCUGGCAAGUCGCCGCCCAUGCUCCAAUUGUUACAGGACCGGGAAGGAAUGCGUAAUGUAUAGCAGGAAGCGAAAGCGAUAUACAAAUAGUCUCUCACCUCGGGAGAGCGCGGAACCGCAGCCUAGCCAGGGCGAUACAAACCCAACACGCACUACACAAAGACCGAAAACAAAUGAUGUGAUCGAAACCUAUCGCGGCAGAGACCGGUACCUAGGACGACACGUAUCGUUCGACGAAGCAAUCGCCUCGCCUAACCUCCAAGAUUCAGAAUUAGGAUCGGGAUCGGGAUCCAGACUCUCGCCAGCGGAUCUCGAGCUCCUUACGCACCAAGGCGCGUUUCAACUACCACCUAAAUCAGUGCAGGACGAGUAUAUAGCGGCUUAUAUGAAGUACUGCGAUGUCUGGACGCCAAUUGUUGAACCUGAAUGGCUCCACGGCCAAUCUGUAUCCUAUCUCCUCCUUCAAUCUAUCUUGUUGGCAGCAAGCCGCGUCUCAAAACAACCCAGCACCCAUGGAACGAGUGCAGAUUUCUACCGUCGCGCCAAACUGUUAUUUUUCUUUGGACACGAGCGGAAUCCCCUUAUUUCUAUUGUCAGCGCGGUGUUGCUGCAUUGGUAUAACCCCGUCGGACCGGAGACAAUAUCGACUGAUACAAGCGGGUUCUGGUUGAGGACUGCGGAGGCGAUUGCGUUUCAGAUUGGAUUGCAUAAAGAGCCACCGGGGUCUGGUACGGGUGAGAGCAGGAGGAAGAGGGCCCUGAGGAGGAGGCUGUGGUGGACUCUGGUUGUCCGGGACUGUAUUAUUUCGGCGGGUGUUGGACGGCCUCGGACUAUUAAUCUGUGUGAUAGUGAUGUAUUUCCUCCUUCGAUGGAUGACUUUGAUAAGGGAGAAGAUACGACGAACCGGUUAUUCCUCGUCUACGCAUCAAUAUGCCAACUCCUGGGUGAUAUCGUGGAAGGCUGUCUGCGUCCUCAACAACAACCCAAUCAAAACCACAAGUCCCUUGAGAAUGCACUAUAUCGUUGGGUGAAACAGGACUUCCGAAGCAUCACUUCCCUCAGCGCCGGCUCAUCAUCUCAAUACACUCUCGAAGCCCGACAGAUCAUGCUCACGUACUUUGCGAACCUGAUCAUCCUCGACCGCACACCGACUUCCGACGGGGUACCAUCCGCCAGGUCAUUCGUAGCAUCGUCGUUUAUCUCAGGCAUAUACAAGGAAUUCAUAUCUCGCGACGAACUAUGCCGUCUCGGGCCUGUUUUUGCCUUCUACGCUUUGUGCGCAGGACUCGCCUUGAUCCCGGGAAUCCGGUUCCCCACUCUACGGGAGACGGCUAUUGAGGAGCUGCGAACACUUAUAGAUUCCCUAAAGGGUUUGUCAAGACAAUGGGGUUCUGCGUUCGGGGCACUGCGUGCAUUACAGAGACUCGGCGGUGAAAUCAGUCAAAUGCCGACGAGGGGUGAUCCGGUCCCAGUGUUGAGAGAGGAAAUGGUGCCAUUUUUUGAGGAUUUUGGGAAGGGAUUGUGUCGGCAGUGGAAUGUGUUCUUUGGUGGCGAGGAGAUGGUAGUGACGGGGAUGGUUCCGCAGGGGGUGUUGAAUAAUCUCGGGUUCGAAACUGAGCUGCCAUCCCUCGGUCAUGCUGGGACUGGGACUGGGACUGAGGAUGUAUUACCGCCGUCAGCCGGUGAAACAGACUUUGGAGAUUUGGAUCUGUUGAGUGGGAAUUGGGAGGGUGUUGGGUUUGAUUGGAGCGGGUCUUGGUUAUUAGACGAUGUUAUAUCACAUAUCAACUAA
Molecule: messenger RNA, 1848 nt
Organism: Aspergillus glaucus CBS 516.65
Lineage: Eukaryota; Fungi; Ascomycota; Eurotiomycetes; Eurotiales; Aspergillaceae
Product: transcription factor domain-containing protein
Exons: 4
Coding region: 1-1848 (615 amino acids)
Biological process (GO): DNA-templated transcription; regulation of DNA-templated transcription
Molecular function (GO): DNA binding; DNA-binding transcription factor activity, RNA polymerase II-specific; zinc ion binding
Source: RefSeq, a predicted model, not a curated record